GCAGCUGAGCUUCGAGCCUACCUGAAAUCCAAAGGAGCAGAGAUCUCAGAGGAGAACUCCGAGGGGGGGCUGCAUGUCGACCUGGCUCAGAUCAUCGAGGCCUGUGAUGUGUGUCUGAAGGAGGACGACAAAGAUGUGGAGAGCGUGAUGAACAGCGUGGUGUCCCUCCUUCUCAUCCUGGAGCCGGACAAGCAGGAAGCGCUGAUCGAAAGCCUGUGUGAAAAGCUGGUCAAGUUUCGGGAAGGUGAACGCCCGUCCCUGAGGCUGCAGCUGCUGAGCAACCUUUUCCACGGGAUGGACAAGAACACGCCUGUGAGGUGCACCGUGUAUUGCAGCCUCGUCAAGGUGGCCGCUGCGUGUGGGGCCAUCCAGUACAUCCCAGCAGAGCUGGAGCGGGUAAGAAAGUGGAUUUCCGACUGGAACCUCAACACUGAGAAAAAGCACACCCUGCUGAGGCUGCUUUACGAGGCCCUCGUGGACUGUAAGAAAAGUGAUGCUGCCUCAAAAGUCAUGGUGGAGUUGCUUGGAAGUUACACGGAGGACAAUGCUUCCCAGGCACGGGUGGAUGCCCACAGGUGCAUCGUGCGAGCACUGAAAGAUCCAAAUGCGUUUCUUUUUGACCAUCUUCUUACUUUAAAGCCAGUCAAGUUUUUGGAAGGCGAGCUCAUUCAUGAUCUCCUAACCAUUUUUGUGAGUGCUAAAUUGGCAUCGUAUGUCAAGUUUUACCAGAAUAAUAAAGACUUCAUUGAUUCACUUGGCCUGCUGCAUGAACAGAAUAUGGCCAAAAUGAGACUGCUUACUUUUAUGGGAAUGGCUGUGGAAAACAAAGAAAUUUCUUUUGAUACGAUGCAGCAAGAACUUCAGAUUGGAGCUGAUGACGUCGAGGCAUUUGUUAUUGAUGCGGUAAGAACUAAAAUGGUCUACUGCAAAAUUGAUCAAACCCAGCGAAAAGUAGUUGUCAGUCAUAGCACACACCGGACAUUCGGGAAACAACAGUGGCAGCAACUGUAUGACACACUCAAUGCCUGGAAGCAGAACUUGAACAAAGUGAAGAACAGCCUUCUGAGUCUUUCUGAUACCUGAGUUGUUAGGUGUUUAAUUUUGUUCAUUUGGGAGGGGAAAACCCCAAAUCACAGUAAAAUGUUAUGAACUAAAA
Molecule: messenger RNA, 1156 nt
Organism: Tupaia belangeri chinensis (Chinese tree shrew)
Lineage: Eukaryota; Metazoa; Chordata; Mammalia; Scandentia; Tupaiidae
Gene: EIF3M
Product: eukaryotic translation initiation factor 3 subunit M
Biological process (GO): cytoplasmic translational initiation
Cellular component (GO): eukaryotic translation initiation factor 3 complex; cytoplasm
Molecular function (GO): translation initiation factor activity
Source: RefSeq, a predicted model, not a curated record